Molecule: messenger RNA, 2043 nt
Organism: Bolinopsis microptera
Lineage: Eukaryota; Metazoa; Ctenophora; Tentaculata; Lobata; Bolinopsidae
Exons: 10
Coding region: 95-1600 (501 amino acids)
Source: RefSeq, a predicted model, not a curated record
CUAUCGUCCCUAAAGACAUCUCCAAAUCUGCUGAAUUUCCAGACUCUAAAGACAAACGUUAUAACCUGCCCUGAGAAACACAACAGAUUAUACCAUGACUUUAUCCAGUCUUCAGACUGCCGCUAACAUAGACGUGAUGUUGUUUGGUAGGAGCUCUGCCGCUGAACUUCUCGACCUUAUUGAUGAGAUUAAAAUCAGACAAUCCGACAAUAAUUCAUGGAUUAUUCACCUCAAACACAAGGGUCAGGAUUUAUCGUAUAGAGUAUUACUUUCCAUCUACAGCACAUUAAACUCAGAUCCUAACGGUUUAUUGCUCGGAGAAUUCGAUAACGUUUACCAACGAUUAAAUAGUCGGAAACUAAUAGCAGCAGAUUACGGUUACAAGUCACUGUGGCACAUCUUCUUUAACUACAGUGAGAUGGUAUCAAUGACACGCACCAAUGCUGGACUGUUGUUGAUCGCUGAGAUAGCCCCAGAGGCCCCUGCCGCUCCGCCUGGUUUCUCUGAGCCGCGCAAUGGCCCCCUCAUGUCUGGAGCAGCAGCACAACAUUAUAUAUCACCUGAACAGAAUCGGGCAUCUUCUUCAACAGGACAGACGACAUCCUACCAGAAAAAGGAAACCUCUUUGAAGGGACAAGCAGCUGUUGAUAGACCUGUGCUGACUGGAAAAGAGGAGAUAUCACUCGGCUUUAGGGAUUUCCAAGCAGAUGGAGAAUUUGUUAUCAUUUAUAUAAAGGAAAUAUACUCACCGAACGAGUUUUACGUGUGGUUCUACAAAGAUUCGCCUGAAGCGACGGAAGAAUACAAACAGUUCUUUCAAAAACUAAAUCAGUUCUACAAUGUGAGGAUGAACAGAGUGAAGCACAGUCUCUCACCACCCUACAAAAAGGAUCAAUUGUGUGUAUAUCGAGACGAACACGAUCGUUAUCACAGAGCGGUAGUGGAGUCUACAAUUAACGCAGAUAUUGUUGCCGUUCGUGCCGUCGACACUGCUGAGAAAUCACAAGUUGCGCCUGCGUGCUUGUUCAGGAUCAAUGAUCAGUUUCGACUGGUCAAAUCUUUUACUCGACGGUGUGGGUUGUGCGAUAUUCGACCCUUCAAUAGCAAGACUUGGGACGAUAAAAGUCGGGAUGUCUUUGGACCAAAGCACACUGAUAAACUGUACUACGCCAAGAUCAUGUUCGAGUCAGAUCAGGAGGUCGAACUGAACGUUAUAGAUACGCACGAUGAUGAAGAUAGACACUUUAGUGAUGUCUUGGUAGCUGUGGGAUCUGCAGAGAACAUCUCUCCUACUAAUGGUGUUAUUAACAACGCCCCAUCAACUCCAAAUGACAGCUUCACUGUAGAUGACGACGACGAAGAUGAUGACGAUGACUGGUUGAACGAUUGGUUGGCGGACGAGGACACACCGACUAUUGAUAACAGCCACAUUAACAUAUCCUCCCUCCACGUUGACAACCCAGUCCCCACACCACAAGUUACAAACCCUCCUCAAACUUCCAAUCUCUGGGACGCCCCGCUUCUCCCUAACCAUGGCGGUGCAAAUAAUUCGUCUUCUGAAUUUCUGAAGAAUUUAAUGCAAGUCAACAGGAAACGAUGAAGAAAAGAUCCAAAUAAUGAUCAAUCUUCAACUCCCUGCAAAGUGAGAGGAACAAGAUAAAGAACUGAUAGGGAUGGGAUAUUUGUAAAUAGAUAAAAUAUACGCAAUUCUAUUUUGUGUUAAUAUAAACAAUUGUAACUGUUAAAUUAAAGAAUUUUGGGGAAUAUGCACGCAAUUCUCUAUAUCAUUUGGACUGAAUUGUAUUGUUUUUUUUUCGUUCAAUGCUAGGGUCUUGCUAGUGCUCAAGUUUUUCGAACAAUCACCGACAAGUGUUAACGUUUUUAUAAUUUUUAGAUCUUUCCAAUUUUUUCUUAAUUAUUUUCAUUGUACCAGGAUUAAAUCUGAUUUUGGACACAGGCCACAGCAAAACACUUUUGUCAUUUUUCUAAAAAUACUAUAAAUUUAGGAUAAAAGUUACAACAAACGGAUAAACACAUCAUAUC